This is a messenger RNA of Oncorhynchus nerka (sockeye salmon), 1968 nucleotides long. RefSeq names its product sarcalumenin (gene srlb). Lineage: Eukaryota; Metazoa; Chordata; Actinopteri; Salmoniformes; Salmonidae. Bases 49 to 1503 code for a protein of 484 amino acids. The transcript is spliced from 7 exons. The record is from RefSeq and is a predicted model, not a curated record. Gene Ontology annotation, molecular function: GTP binding.
UUGGUAUAUAUAGUCAGUGAGGCUAUCAGAGUUCUCCUGGCAGCCAUCAUGAAGGGUAUAGUCUCAAUCUGCUGCUUCUUCAGCCUGCUUGUCCUGGCCUUAGCAGAGGAGGAGGUGGAGGAUGUCCUGAGCCACAUCCUGAGAGACAGAUCACACAUCGACGAGACACUGAGGCUGGCCUCUGAGGAGAACGCAGCAGAACACUAUCAUGCUGCUAUUCAGAAGUUACGUAAGAUCUACCACUCAGCCAUCAAGCCCAUGGAACAGGCCUAUAAGUACAACGAGCUCAGAGCACAUGAGAUCUCAGGCGGACGAACACUGGGGGAUGGGAACACAGAUGGGGAGAUCACCUCCAAGCCCAUGGUGUUGUUCCUUGGGCCCUGGAGUGUAGGCAAGUCCUCCAUGAUCAACUACCUGCUUGGCCUGAAGGACAGCCCCUACCAGCUGUACACAGGUGCUGAACCCACUACCUCUGAGUUCACUGUGAUCAUGCACGGCGAGAAGACCCGCUCCAUAGAGGGUAUCGUCAUGGCGGCCGACAGCUCGCGCUCCUUCUCGCCCCUGGAGAAGUUUGGGCAGAGCUUUCUUGAGAAGCUGAUUGGCAUUGAGAUGCCCCACAAGCUGCUGGAGCGCGUCACCUUCGUGGACACGCCUGGAAUCAUUGAGAACCGCAAGCAGCAGGAGAGAGGCUAUCCCUUCAACGAUGUGUGCCAGUGGUUCAUCGAUCGUGCUGACCUCAUCUUCGUGACCUUUGACCCCACCAAGCUGGACGUGGGCCUGGAGCUGGAGAUGCUCUUCCGCCAGCUGAAGGGCCGUGAGUCCCAGAUCCGCAUCAUCCUCAACAAGGCAGACAACCUGGCCACCCAGGACUUGAUGCGUGUCUACGGUGCCCUCUUCUGGUCGCUAGCACCCCUCAUCAACGUCACAGAGCCCCCAAGGGUCUACGUCAGCUCUUUCUGGCCAUUCGACUACGCACCCGACACCAGUCGCGAGCUGUUUAAGCGCGAGGAGAUCUCCCUCUUGGAAGACCUCAACCAGGUGAUCGAGAACCGCAUGGAGAACAAGAUCGCCUUCAUCCGCCAGCAUGCCAUCCGGGUGCGCAUCCAUGCACUUCUGGUGGAUCGCUACGUUCAGACCUUCAAGGACAAGAUGAGCUACUUCAGUGACCCGGACCUGGUGUUCAAGGAGAUCGUGGACGACCCGGACAAGUUCUUCAUCUUCAAGUCCAUCCUGGCCAAGACCAACGUGAGCAAGUUCGACCUGCCCAACCGUGAAGCCUACCAGGACUUCUUCGGUGUGAAUCCGAUUGGCAGUUUCAAGUCCCUGUCCACCCAGUGCUCCUACUCAGGCGGCUGCCUGCUGGACAAGAUCGAGAAGGCCAUCACCAGUGAGCUGCCGGGUCUUCUAAGCAGCAUCAACCCAGGCAAGGCCCCCCCCGGCCUGUCCUCCUGCGAGGCCACUGGAUGCGGAGACAAGCCUAAGAACCGCUAUCGGAAAAACUGAUAGAAUACGAGAGAGAGGAGGAGGGAAGAGAAGAAAGGAAGAAGAGGAGGUGUGAAGGAGUGAUAAAGGAGAAAAGCGGAAUGGUGACAUUUGUCAGACCCCCGGUCUUGUCAGAAGCCUGUAAUGUUGUUGUUUGAGGAGACAGAGAAGUGAAGGGUUAAUUUAGAGGGUUGUUUCUCAGGAGAACAAGAGGUGGUGGUGUGUUGAGGGUUUGGGGAGAGGAAGAGAUGGAGGGAGGAAGGGUUUGUGUGUAUGAUUUGGCAGCUGAGAGUAAUAGUUGCUUGGAGAGAUGAGAAGAUUACAGAAUAACUCAUCUCCCUCCUCUCUUCCUUGCACAACCACAAUGAACUGUCUGUGAUUGCAGGAAAAAUAUGUAAAAUUGUAUAAAAAAAAAUAAUUGUGAGACUGAAACAGUCAACCACCAGCUCCCUUGUAUGUGAAUAAAAUGGGAAAUUGGAAACAGGA